Molecule: messenger RNA, 2095 nt
Organism: Venturia canescens
Lineage: Eukaryota; Metazoa; Arthropoda; Insecta; Hymenoptera; Ichneumonidae
Product: aladin
Exons: 5
Coding region: 291-1895 (534 amino acids)
Biological process (GO): nucleocytoplasmic transport
Cellular component (GO): nuclear pore
Molecular function (GO): protein binding
Source: RefSeq, a predicted model, not a curated record
UCCGCAAUAGCGUGCUAUUCGUUCGUCCAUUCGCGGGAGUUUAUAACCAAUAUAACCUCUCAUCUGGCUGUUCGAAUUAAUUUACACUUUCAUAACUAUUUUCAACUUUUUUCGAUAAAACGAUCGUUUAUUUCGUUGUAAAGAAUACUUUUUUAAAUUUCUAUACUCAAACAUUCGAUGACAUAAUUCUAAAGUAUUUUUUAUCGAAAAUGGAGUGAUUACACGAGUACGAAGCGCCGGUCAAAACAAACGUCAUUCAUCACAUACUCGGAAAAAUAAAUUGAAAUAAAAUGUUGAAAAUAACGUCUCUCGGAGACUUUGAUAGUCCACCUUUGAAUGACGAAGCCACCGUGGGCUUGAUAGCUUCCAAACCACUUUUUUGUGAUAAAAAUCGUCUCCAUGAAGAAACUCAACCAUUUGCCAUGUAUACUCGGGACUAUCCCGAUGUCAAUAUAACUACCGAAAUGCUUGCUACUCGAGAAUCAUCUAGGACCAUUGGAGCGAGCGAUCUUUUUCUUCCUGUUGAAGAUAGUGCAUUCAAAAAAAUCGCUAGUAUUUGGAGAGACAAAGGAUUUUUAGAAGCUUGUCGAGCCGCUGCGGUCGAAGAUCCUCAACAAAUCUCAAAAAUUGUUCAUUGGCUUGCUACAAGAGUUACUUGGAUGCUGGAUCUCGUUGAACGAAGAACUUCCCUCUACGAAGCUUUGCCCCUUCUUGGUUCUGGUUCUGUUGCUGAUAUUGCAGCCACGAGAGACUGGACGACUGCGCUCGUACGGUGUUUGGCAUGGCAUCCCCAUUGUACUCGUUUGGCGGUCGCUACGAGGGACGAUCGGAUACGAAUUUUUUCCAAAGGAAUCCAAAGUGUCGCAGUUUUGAGACACAGCGGUCAAAAAUCAGUAUGCGCAAUGAAUUGGCGACCGAACGCAGGUCGCGAGCUAGCCGCGGCUUGUCACGGUGGCGUUCUUGUUUGGACAAUUGAAUUGGGCGCAGCGAGUAAUUCUUUAAGUCAUGCGACCUUCCUCAAGCAUAGAAACCAUGCUCCGGUCACUUCGGUAGCUUGGCAUCCCCAGGGAGAUAUCCUCGUUUCUUGCUCGCCUUCCGAUCUCAAUAUGAUCGUGUGGGACGUCGCUAAAGAAAUUGGAGUACCUUUGAAACGCGUUGGCGGCGGGGGCUUGUGUUUCGCUCGAUGGUCACCUUGCGGGAUGAAACUACUCGCUGCUACUUGUCGCACAGUUUUCCGCGUUUGGAACAUCGGGAUCGGAGGCCCUUGGGAUGCUGAUCGAUGGACCGUCCCAAAUGGCCGUGUCGCCGCCGCGUGUUUCGGUCCAAAUCAAAUGCUUCUUUUUGUAUCGACCGAAGAUCCGGCCACGGUGUUUUCCCUUCCAUUACAAGAGAAUAUAUUCGAUGUCAAAAAAACUGCUUCCAUUGACGGAGCGAAAAUGGCGUAUCCCGUUAUCGACUUGAACAGAGUGACAUUCGACACAAACCUACUCAUCAAUGAAGAUGUCACGGUCGGUGGCCGCGUCACUUCGAUGGAUUGGGAUCCUUCGGGCAAAUAUCUCGCGAUUCUCUUUCAGGAUUGUCCGUACGUGGCCAUAUUCAUGACAAACAUCGAGCCGAAUUCCCGGUUAACGGAAAUAAAGCCGGGCUGUCUGGUGAAAGGUUUUCAGCACGAGGUACCGAAUUGUAUGCAAUUUCAUCAGAAUUACGACUCGAAGUUGGCAGCAACGUGUUUGACGAUCGCGUGGAGCAGCGGCCGGGUCCAGCAAUUUCCGAUCGUCGGCAAAGGCGAAAUACCGAGUGACUAUUCGAGGUCUUUGGGAACAAUUGCGAGUCCUUUCGCACGGAGAAAUGAUUUGCACAACACGAGCGUCAGUAACUACCGCUCGUAUCGAUAGAUGAAUGAUAGAAAGACGAAAGAAAAGAAUAUAAAUAAUCCGAGUCUUUCUGGAAAGACCAUUUGUCGAAACAUUUCUACAAUAAUUUUGUGAUAAGCUAAAUUUUCACUGUCCACGAUUAGGACCGUUUCUCUACCUAAAGAAAAAUCAUUAUUUCCUAAGGGAUGUUUAUUACUGAAAAAUACACGAUUAACAAGGAA